Molecule: messenger RNA, 1265 nt
Organism: Mucor mucedo
Lineage: Eukaryota; Fungi; Mucoromycota; Mucoromycetes; Mucorales; Mucoraceae
Product: Metallo-dependent phosphatase-like protein
Exons: 6
Coding region: 14-1150 (378 amino acids)
Cellular component (GO): cytoplasm; nucleus
Molecular function (GO): protein serine/threonine phosphatase activity
Source: RefSeq, a predicted model, not a curated record
AAUAAUAAACUUAAUGGGAAACGCAGCUUCCAAGCAUAGACAUAAUAAGAGAUCUGUCGGCUCACGUAAAAUUGUACCACCAUCAGCAGCAGCAGCACCACCACCACCGAUAGAACAUAAGAAAGCAGAGGAUAAUCCGUACUUUGAUCAUACCUAUAUCGAACAUAUCGAACCUGAACCCGUUCCGUUUGAACAUAUACAUGCUGAUAUUGAUUCUUGCAUCAGUCGAUUGAUAAAAGCUGGAUCCACACCACAUAUUGGUAAAGACGUUUGUAUAACUCAACCAGAAAUGAUCGCCAUCUGUCGUUAUGCAUAUGACCUUUUCUUAACUCAACCCUCCUUACUUGAACUAAACGCGGGCGUAAAAAUCGUAGGCGACAUCCACGGUCAAUACCACGACAUGAUUCGAUUAUUUCAAAUGAGUGGAUUUCCACCCAGUUGCAACUAUCUCUUUUUGGGUGAUUACGUCGACAGAGGAAUGUACAGUUUGGAAACGAUCUUAUUGUUACUUUGUUUCAAGAUCAAAUUCCCGGAAAACUUUUUCCUAUUACGAGGAAAUCAUGAAAGUGCUGACGUUACACGAGUGUAUGGGUUUUACGAUGAAUGCAAAAGAAGAUGUACGGUUAGGAUUUGGAAGCAUUUCGUGGAUGUAUUUAAUGCGAUGCCUAUUGCUGCAUUGGUUGGAGGUAGAAUAUUUUGUGUACACGGUGGCUUAAGUCCAUUAAUGCAGUCGAUGGACCAGAUCACCUCGAUUCAGAGACCUUUGGAGAUUCCUGAAUAUGGUUUAUUGAAUGAUUUGCUCUGGUCAGAUCCUAGUGAUGCCUCACCCGACUGGAGUGAAAACGAUCGCGGUGUAUCUGUCUGCUUUGGUACGAAAAAUGUAGAUGCGUUUUUAAAUAGAUUUGAUCUAGACCUGGUAUGCAGAGCUCAUAUGGUUGUAGAAGAUGGAUACGAAUUUUUCAAUGAGCGUAGGUUGGUUACGAUUUUUAGCGCGCCGAAUUAUUGUGGAGAGUUUGAUAAUUAUGGUGCCGUCAUGACCAUUUCAAGCGACUUAUUGUGUAGUUUUGAAUUGUUACCUCCUGCCGAACAAGUAGUGUCACUUGAGAAAAAGCAAAAAAAGAAUAGUUUGGCUCUUCAAUUACCCUCCUAAAAAAUAGUAAUAAUAAUAUACCUUUGUACAAUAUAGCAAUAAUAAAAGACUAAUAAAAAGCUUAAUUUGGUGAACAAUUUUGACGUGAUUUUUAAAAUUUUAUUUGCUCCCCCCG